UUCUCCCAUCUGGUUGCGUUCAGUUCAGUUAUAAAAAUGAGUGAGUUCGAAUCAGACGUACUGAAAAUGAAUAAUGAAGUGUGUGAAGCAGUGAAAAGUGAUGAAGAAAAGCGAGUUAAGACCGACAAUUGGGGUUACAUGGUCUGUUUUGGAACAAUAAUUAGUUUUAUUGCAGGUAUUGGCCAUGUAAAUUCAUCUGGACUAAUAUACAAUGAUUUUAUUAUCGCUACACAAUCUACCACUCAGUCUUUGACAACAGCACAUGGGGUGUUUGCUUUAAUGUUGGCUAUUGGAGGUAUAAUACUAAACGUGAUAUCAAAAACAUUUUCCCUCCAAUUUGGGGGCUUCAUUGGUGCAGUUAUACUAUCAGUUGGGUCCUUUACAACAAUUUUUAUAAAAAACACCAAUGAAUUAUCUAUUACUUAUGGUGUACUUCAGGGCAUUGGAUUUGGUAUGAUUACACCAGUAUGCUAUUCAACGUUGAAUUAUUAUUACGAGAAGAAUAAAAGAACAACAGCAUUGAGUAUUUGCAAGGGUGUUCAAGGAGUAUUCUUAAUGUGGUAUCCAUACAUGAUAAAAAUAUUUAUGACUUGGUAUGGCUUCAGAGGAACUCUUCUGCUGAUAAGUGCAAUAACAUUUCAUAUAUUUCCUGCAAUGAUCACCAUGCGAACUAAUGGAAAAAGAAGACAGAAUAAAAAUUUGAAAGUUACAAAUAAUGUAGAAUGUGGAAAAGGGGUAGAUGAAAAUGUGGAUUUGUUAAAUCCUUCUAAUAGUAGUACUGACGUUGUAUAUGAAACUGCUAUUACUACUGGACAAAGUAAGGCUAAGAAAGUUAGUAUAUAUACGAGAUUUCUGGAGAUGUUUAAUUUAAGAGUACUGAAAGAUCCAGUGUUUUGUAAUAUUUGCAUCGGACAAAGUUUUUGCAACUUUUCGGAUGUUACAUUUUUUGUUCUACAGCCGCUGCUAUUUUUGCAAUAUGGUUUUGACAAAAUGCAAGUAGCGACAUGUAUUUCUAUAUGUGCAGGCGCUGAUGUGGCUGGUCGGUUUGCGCUUGGCUUUAUUAGUAGCCAGACCAAGAUAAAUACGAGAGCCUUAUAUUACUUCACUGUCCUUAUUACUGUCUUCUUCAGAAUAGUAAUCCUCCAAGUACACCAAUUCAUCUGGUUGGCUAUUGCAACUGGUAUACUGGGAGUGCUACGAGCCGGACUACACGUGGCCAGUCCUUUAGUAAUUGCCAAUCAUGUUUCCCAUGAAGACUUCCCGGGAGCUUAUGCAAUUUUCUUGCUAGCUGUUGGUCUGGUCAACGUAGCAAUUGCUCCAAUUAUUGGUAUUAUAAAGGACGAAUACCAGAAUUUCGUACCAGCUUUCUACGCCUUAAUAUUAUGCUGUCUUCCAUGUCUCAUAUUGUGGGCCGUCGAAUACAUAGUAAGACACAAGAAGUGACUGAUAUACAUAGAUCUAAAGAAACUCAGUAAUUCCUAAGCGAAUUAAUUUUGAAAUUAAUGUAGUUUGAUUUAAUACAAUAUUUGAUAAAUAAAAUUAAGUUUACGUUAUCUAAAUCAUAUGUAUUAUCUACUACUUUAAAUCUAUUGGAUUCUUAUUAUAAUACGAAUUUAAAGUUAAUAGAAUUAUGAUAAACCAGUAUUAAAUUGAUAGUUCUCGUAUUAAUUAUAUUUAUACAAAAUUGUA
Achroia grisella is the source of this 1689-nucleotide messenger RNA. RefSeq names its product monocarboxylate transporter 7-like. The transcript is spliced from 8 exons. Gene Ontology annotation, biological process: monocarboxylic acid transport; transmembrane transport. The record is from RefSeq and is a predicted model, not a curated record. NCBI's taxonomy places the organism in Eukaryota, Metazoa, Arthropoda, Insecta, Lepidoptera, Pyralidae. The coding region runs from base 37 to 1443 and encodes 468 amino acids. Gene Ontology annotation, molecular function: monocarboxylic acid transmembrane transporter activity.